This is a messenger RNA of Salvelinus fontinalis (brook trout), 3514 nucleotides long. Its product is annotated as zinc finger protein 420-like. The annotation marks the transcript as partial. The transcript has a single exon. NCBI's taxonomy places the organism in Eukaryota, Metazoa, Chordata, Actinopteri, Salmoniformes, Salmonidae. The record is from RefSeq and is a predicted model, not a curated record.
CCAGAGAACACACACAGGAGAGAAACCUUAUAGCUGUGGUCAAUGUCGGAAGAGUUUUUGUACAUCUGGCCAUCUGGCAACACACCGGAGAACACACACAGGAGAGAAACCUUAUAGCUGUAAUCAAUGUGGGAAGUUUCGGUACAUCUGGGUGUCUGACAAAACACUGGAGAACACACACAGGAGAGAAACCUUAUAGCUGUGAUCAAUGUGGGAAGAGUUUUACUACAUCUAGCUAUCUAACUAUACACCAGAGAACACACACAGGAGAGAAACGAUAUAGCUGUGGUCAAUGUGGAAAGGGUUUCGGUACAUCUGGCUGUCUGACAAAACACCAGAGAAUACACACAGGAGAGAAACCUUACAGCUGUGAUCAAUGUGGGAAGAGAUGUUCUACAUCUGGCCAUCUAACUAUACACCAGAGAAUACACACAGGAGAGAAAUCUUACAUCUGUGAUCAAUGUGGGAAGAGUUUUGCUGAAUCUGGCAAUCUGACUAUACACAAGAGAAUACACACAGGAGAGAAACCUUAUAGUUGUGGUCAAUGUGGAAAGAGUUUUACUCAGUCAACCAGCCUGACAUCACACCAGAGAACACACACAGGAGAGAAACCUUAUAGCUGUGGUCAAUGUGGGAAGAGUUUUUGUACAUCUGGCCGUCUGGCAACACACCGGAGAACACACACAGGAGAGAAACCUUAUAGCUGUGAUCAAUGUGGGAAGAGUUUUGGUACAUCUGGGUGUCUGACAAAACACCGGAGAACACACACAGGAGAGAAAUCUUAUAGCUGUGAUCAAUGUGGGAAGAGUUUUGGUACAUCUGGGUGUCUGACAAAACACCGGAGAACACACACGGGAGAGAAACCUUAUAGCUGUGAUCAAUGUGGGAAGAGUUUUACUACAUCUAGCUAUCUAACUAUACACCAGAGAAUACACACAGGAGAGAAACCUUAUAGCUGUGAUCAAUGUGGGAAGAGUUUUGGUACAUCUGGGUGUCUGACAAAACACCGGAGAACACACACAGGAGAGAAACCAUACAGCUGUGAUCAAUGUGGGAAGAGAUGUUCUACAUCUGGCAAUCUGACUAUACACAAGAGAAUACACACAGGAGAGAAAUCUUACAUCUGUGAUCAAUGUGGGAAGAGUUUUGCUGCAUCUGGCAAUCUGACUAUACACAAGAGAACACACACAGGAGAGAAACCUUAUAGCUGUGAUCAAUGUGGGAAGAGUUUUGGUACAUCUGGGUGUCUGACAAAACACCGGAGAACACACACAGGAGAGAAAUCUUUUAGCUGUGAUCAAUGUGGGAAGAGUUUUACUCAGCUAAGCAACAUGAUAACACACCAGAGAACACACACAGGAGAGAAACCUUAUAGCUGUACUCAAUGUGGGAAGAGUUUUACUCAUUCAACCAGCUUGAAAUUACACCAGAGAACACACACAGGAGAGAAACCUUAUAGCUGUAAUCAAUGUGAGAAGAGUUUUUCUUCAUUAGGCCUUCUGACUGUACACCAGAGAAUACACAUAGGAGAGAAAUCUUAUUGCUGUGAUCAAUGUGGGAGAAGUUUUACUCAGCUAGGCAGCCUGGUAUCUCACCAGAGAACACACACAGGAGAGAAACCGCAUAGAUGUAAUCAAUGUGGGAUGAGAUACUCUGAUAAAAGAUCUCUGACUAAACAUCAGAAAAUACAUGUUGUUUCAUGAUAUCAAUAAAAUAAUGUAGAAUGUUUUUAGUCACGUCACAAUGUAGAAUGUUUUAACAUUGUAGUAGCAGUAUUCUAAUGAUGUCACAAUGUAGAAUGUUAUAACAUUGUAGUAGGAUUAUGUUAAUGAUGUCACAAUGUAGAAUGUUAUAACAUUGUAGGAGCAGUAUUCUAAUGAUGUCACAAUGGAGCACCCUAAACGUUUGCUCUGAAUUGAAAGAGUGCUAUUUAUGAGAUUUAACAAAAAGUGACUAUCAAAAAAAGAGUUUUGAUUCAAGUUGGUGACCCACUUGAAUCAAAAUGCAAUACUUCAAAAUGUUUAGGUUCUCAAUAUAUCCCAAACUGUUUCUACAUAUUGGUUAUUGAUUUGGACAUGUUAAAACUGUGUUUUGAAAUUGCGCUAUUCCCAUUUAGCAAAAUGUCAUUGAAAAGACGUUGAAAAUAACACUGUAACAUUUAAUAAUCAUAAUUAUUUAUGCAACCAACUGACAAUUUUUGGGUAUAAUUAUAUUGAAAUUGUUGCCCUUCUUUUAGAAUAUCAGGGUUCAUUCUCAGAUGUACCAACCCAAAUGUACUAGAGCAUGACAUUGGGGACUGGGCCCCGAUCCAACAACAUGCCUAUCGAGAUAUUGCAGAUAUUGCUCUUGAAAUCAGACAUGUAUAUCAUGACAUCAAAUACAAUUUGAUUUGAGUUCCCAAGGGGAUGAGAGUUCUAGAAGCUAUUGAGUUUUAGGAUUCUAUAGAAUGAAAAAGGAGAAAAAAAUUAUAUGUCAGGUUUGGAGAUGAGUUUUGUUUGGGCUCGUUCCAAGGGGACGAGAGUUCUAGAAGAUAGUGAGUUUUAGGAAGACGAGAGUUCUAGAAGCUAGUGAGUUUUAGGAAGACGAGAGUUCUAGAAGCUAGUGAGUUUUAGGAAGAGGAGAGUUCUAGAAGCUGGUGAGUUUUAGGAUUCUAUAGAAUGAAAAAGGAGAAAAAAAUAACACGAUUGUAUAUUAUUAUUUAGAAAUAGGUGUUUUUUCUUGUUUUUAAUUGUUGACAGCCAGUAGACACCAUGUUUAUAUUGGUGAAGGUGAAGCAUUGUAGUUGAUUAUGUGAAAUGGAAGUUGUUUUCUGUUGGUGGUGAGCAAACUUGUCCAACAAAAAUAUAGGAUAUAUUUGUUGUCUUGAUGGGGAAGGUGUUCCAGGCUUUGGUUUUUCCAUUUAUGUUUUGAGGUUGGAUUUUAGCACGUAUAGCUCGUUAGCACGUAGGACGCACAGAUUGGUGUCACCUCGUUAGUCAGUAUGUGUUACACCUGUGCUGGCUUGUCCAUCUCGUUAGUGGGAAGGUGUUUCACCUGAGCUGGUCCAGGUUCUAUUUAAGAGUGUCUGGCCCAGUGCUCCAGUUGUCUUGAUAGAUGUGGAGAGUCAACACCUUUAGUUGCUCCACCUUUUUGGUUUGCUUCCUGUUUUUAAGUUUGGUGUGAGUUUUUCUUUUGUUUUCCUCUUCUUGGGCAUAUUUAGUGGGUCUCAUGGUGGGUGUCUUUGAGGUCCCAGUUGUUGUUACUAGUCAACUUUCAGUGGACACCCCAUAGUGACUUUCAGAGCCCAUCCUAAAAAACAAGCUUAUAUUUUUGGAUUGGAUAUUUUAAUAUUUUAAUCAAUGGCAUUUCCUUAGGAUGCUCAUUAGUCUUUAAGUUGGUAUUAUUGUUUUUUAUCCUCUUAUGUUUGUGUACUAAAUAUUCCUGUUUAUUUUCAUUGUUUUCUCCUGAGAAGCCAUUGUGUUGCAUGUCUGAAAUGUGCUGUAUAAAUAAAGCUUGAUUUGAUUUGAACAUAUUG